GGAAGAACCCCCCCGGAACAUGGAACUUUAAGGAGGGGCUGAGGAGCUCGAUCUUGGUGCACCGAUAAGCUUGCAGGACGGCACCCGAGACGCCCACCAUUCGCAUGCGUGAUAGCGGCACAGCGGCAGGCAAACCUUCGUGAUGGAUUCAAGAGGGCAGCAGGAUGACGAGACGCGUCAAGUACGGCGAAAACCAGUUCCCUCGUACGUUCCGCCGCUUGGGUACGAUGAGGCCCUGCUGCUCUCAUCUGCCCAUACACACGUCUACGACUGGGAUCAGGAGCCCGAGUCCACAGCACGCCCUCCAGACGAACCACGAAGCACAGAGAUUGGAAGAGAUCUACCCUCCAAGUCAACCUUUGCGAGCGGCGAGACGGAAUACGAGCUGGUGAAGACAUCGAGCGCCGAGAAGACGAGGAACAACACAAGGCGACCUCCACGACGUCGAUGGCAGAUCCUGAAAGGGUGGUGGCCAGAGAUCAUUUGGUGCUUGAUUAGCGUUGUAUGCAUCAUUGUUCUUAUCUCGGUGCUGAGGUCGUACGACAACCAGCCACUGCCGAACUGGCCCCUUGGUCUGACGCUCAACACCGUCGUGGCCUUCAUCUCUACAUUCUGUCGCACGUCGUUCGUUCUUCCAGUCGUCGAAAGUUUAUCGCAGUACAAAUGGAACUGGUACAAGUCGCCGAGGCCAUUGGGCGAUUUUGCGGUCUUUGACGAGGCCAGCCGCGGGCCGUGGGGCAGCUUGAAGCUGCUGCUCAGGACGAAGGGCCGGCUGGUUGGAAUUCUAUCAGCUGUCAUACUGGUUUCUGGGAUUGCGACCUCAACGCUGACACAAUCCGUUGUCACUUACCCUACUCGUCAAGUUGCGAUUCCCGGAAACGAGACCGCACUUACACGAAGGAACAAUGAGUACUUCUGGGCGACUGCCAACGGACCUUCUCGAAGAGAUAUCAUGUUUCCGAUCAACCAGAUUAUUCCUCGAAGUCUCUACACCCCCCCUACCGAGGUGAUGCCGUACUAUCAAGCUAGCUGCCGGUCAAACAACUGCACCUGGGACGACUUCACCUCGCUCGCCGUAUGCGUUGAAAUGAAGAAUGUCACAAACCUUCUCGAGACUGAUGGCGACCCCAUCGAAAUGGGCACCAACUCCACGCUUCCUAACGGCUUGAAGUUACAGAGAAGCUAUGGGUAUGGCAAUUUGAACAUCUCCAGCGGCCCGAGUCUAGCAUUCAACGGUACCGACGCCAUGGGAGCCAAGAUCUGGAACUUCUUCGUGAUUAACGGUCCCCGGCUACGAGCCACAGAGAUCAUGCUGCACUGGUGUGUGAACACAUACAGGGUCACGGUUCAGGACAACCUCCCCGUCACGCAAAAGGUCGCUUCCUACACGAAUCCACAGACGGGAGAGGUGCUUGUGGAGACUUACAACAUGACCAGUAACGUGACAUACUUGACAUCUCCAGACAACCCGGGCAAGAAAUAUGUCGCCGACGGGAUGGGACCUGCUGAGAUUGCUGCUAUUCUCGACUCGACUCUAUCGGGGACCUACAUUGACGGCGGUACAUACAUGUUUCAGAACGGGACCCAAAUCUAUGGGACAGCUUUAUCGCGAGCUGCAAUCGGUAUCAACACGACAACCGAGUCUCAGAAGCUGGAUGACGCCCUGUUUACGACGCUUCGCAACCUUACUGAGAACAUUGCCAGUGGUCUCACGAAUGCUCUCUUAGUCAGUAACGUCAGCGGGACUGCGUGGCAGGAGGAGAGAUUCGUCUCGAUCCGGUGGCCAUGGUUGACGCUACUGGCGGCUCAGGUCGGGCUCUCGAUCCUGACCUUGGCCAUCAUCAUGGUGGAGACUGCCAGUCUAGAUAUUGAGAUUGUCAAGGGCUCGCCCCUCCCGGCACUUCUGGCAGUGCACCCAGAUGAGAAGAAUGUGCUACUAGGGGAUCAUGUCGAGGAAACGUCCAACAAGGAUAGCAGGCUACCGCACCUGAGGGCAUCAGGUAUUACCGGAGGGCUACGGAGAGAUGGAGAGGACUGGGUUCUCCAGGGCAUCAAAAGACGGUGA
Colletotrichum scovillei is the source of this 2065-nucleotide messenger RNA. RefSeq lists its product as uncharacterized. NCBI's taxonomy places the organism in Eukaryota, Fungi, Ascomycota, Sordariomycetes, Glomerellales, Glomerellaceae. The transcript has 5 exons. The record is from RefSeq and is a predicted model, not a curated record. The coding region runs from base 143 to 2065 and encodes 640 amino acids.